Molecule: messenger RNA, 1722 nt
Organism: Hydatigera taeniaeformis
Lineage: Eukaryota; Metazoa; Platyhelminthes; Cestoda; Cyclophyllidea; Taeniidae
Source: the annotation of a GenBank genome assembly
AUGACUGACAACUUUUUUAGUGAAAGCCUCGGAUAUCUUCUGCGAAGCCUACCUAACAGUUCAAAGCUACGAUGCCUCGAUAUAACCUCUAGAGAAGUCGAUUUUUCGGAAGUCUUUGGAUCUUUAAAGCCGAAAAUCUACCAGCAGUUAAUUGAUCUUCGUAUUGGUCCUAAUAAAGUCGAUUACGACACAUUUACCAGAACCAUCACGCACAUCACAUCCAAGUCUUUUGAAAAACUUCCGCUGCGACGAAUCGUUUUAUCAGGCACUUGCAUUCCUCCCCCGGCUCUGAGUGAACUCACUUGUUUGACGCCCCAACUUCGCAUGCUCACAUUAAAUCGAUGUGACUUAGAUGUUUCCGAAGUAAAGUUGUCUGAACGUGAGUCGAGGGUGGUAAUGACGAGUGAUGGGGAAAAUAUUUGUCCUAAUAUUGACCACUGGAUUGCAUUCACCUGUCUCACCACAAAUCAGCCAUCCAGUGGUGAUGAUGAUUCCCUCUCUGACCUGUGGUCUCUGUAUCUUGUAGAUGAUCUUCAAAGGUCUACGCCAAAUCGAAAAUCCCGUCUACAAGCGAUUGUCUCUGGACUUAAUCUAUUUUCUCAUAAUUUUUUUGAAUUUUAUUCAGCCUUUAAGGACAAAGCCGGUGACAUCAUCAAAUGCUUACCCAAAUGUCCAUGUCUCCAGCAUAUCGCGUUGGGCCACAAAGGGAGGCCUCUAGGAACUGGCAUUCUAAAGAAAUUGUCAGAAGCGCUUUUGAACCCUGACUGUACAGUGGAAAAAGUGACCUUGGGCACACUGGGAAGCAACAAGGAGAUGUGCGAGUUCUUGAAAUGCCUUGCAAACCAUGGCACGAAAUUGGCCUACCUAGACAUUGCCGAUUGUACGCUUAAAGAUGAGGACUCGAAGUACAUAUUGAGGUUGAUUCAAUGUAGCGACUCCAGGAUUCCCUUCACUCUCAAAUUCAACGACUCAAAUUUCAGUGAUCACACAUGGACAGUUUUAAAGGACCUAGCAAAGAGCAAGCACUUCUCGAUCAAUCAGUGCAAUAAGCCUGUCAUCACUCUACAAAAGCGGGAAGGUGAGGUGAAGGCUUUGCUGGAGGUGUCCAAAUUCAACGAUGCCAUCAUAACACCAUCACCGAAACUUUGUGAUGCUGACCUUGAAUUAACACGUUUGGCAAUUCAACUCCAACGGCAAAUGCCCACAGAAAAUGUGGAAAAAUUGGAGCCCCACUAUCCAAAGAUUCAUCAGGCAAAGAUAGCUCUAGACGAGUGCUCCAAACUACCUUCCAUGCAAGUUGACCUUUUGGAUGCUGCUCUGGAUUCCGAGGCGUGCAACCGUGCGGUUGAACAGGCAAUGAGCAACAUCAAAGCCGCAAUUCAAAAAGCCCUACAAGCCUUCCAGGAAGAAAGUUGCCAGCGUCUGAAGGACGUUGUCAACGCCAAAUCCUUACAAUCGUUCGUUUCGAUUGCAAAAUUCACUCCAUCAACCUCCGACAGCUCUCUAGAACCCCUAUCUCGAUUGCUUGAUCGUCAAGUUGAAAACUCCAUUCGAUCAAUGAUGUUGGAUGCGAAUGUAAAAAUUGCUGAAGAGAUGCUGUGUAGGAUGACAACUGGCCUAAAGGGUGACAUUGAAGAUUGUCUCAAUGGUUUUCCCGAUCGACAUACCUUAAAACCCUCAAAAUCAGUUGCUUCUGCAGACAGUGAAUAUGCAAGUGGUUAA